GGAGACUUGUGAGCAUUUACAGAAGAAGAAAACAAGAUGGACGCCAAAGCGUUUAUAGUGUUCGGAUUGAUUGCCGUGCUCGCUGUGGCUUACGCCGAGCGGGCCUGCUCGUGCAAUAACGACUGCCCCGCCUUCAAGCCGUACUGCAUAGCCGGCACGUGCCGCUGCUCCGCCGCUGCCACACCCAGCACUGAGGAUCACCCCUCGUGUCUCCGAUGCACCCAUCUGUGCAGCUGUCCUCGCCUCGUCUACAACGAGUGCAUCAACGGCUUCUGUGGAAAAUAUAACGGAAUCAGGCCCACUCCAACUGUGACGGUGACCGUCACAUCUACCAUCACCCGGCUCGUUCCGUCGAACAUUCCGUAAUACCAAACAGAUCCGAGCAAGAUGAAACUGGUUACAACCAGAUAAAACCAGACUGAACCAGAUCCAGCCGGUGGACCAGCACGCAGCUCAAAUGACGCAAAAUAUGCAGGAGAUGAAGAAAACGCAAAGUGUGACUGCGUAGACAGACAACGUGUAAAAAGUGUGAUGUGUGUUACGAUGGUUACCUAGGGGGCUAAGACGGAGUUCCCUUGUAUGUACCUAAUCAGGUGCGAUUAAAUCGUGUACGAUA
Messenger RNA from Amphibalanus amphitrite, 616 nucleotides. RefSeq lists its product as uncharacterized. The transcript has 4 exons. The record is from RefSeq and is a predicted model, not a curated record. The coding region runs from base 37 to 366 and encodes 109 amino acids. Lineage: Eukaryota; Metazoa; Arthropoda; Thecostraca; Balanomorpha; Balanidae.